This is a messenger RNA of Volvox carteri f. nagariensis, 2307 nucleotides long. RefSeq names its product ubiquinol:cytochrome c oxidoreductase cytochrome c1, mitochondrial (gene cyt1). The transcript is spliced from 6 exons. Gene Ontology annotation, biological process: mitochondrial electron transport, ubiquinol to cytochrome c. NCBI's taxonomy places the organism in Eukaryota, Viridiplantae, Chlorophyta, Chlorophyceae, Chlamydomonadales, Volvocaceae. Gene Ontology annotation, molecular function: electron transfer activity; heme binding. Bases 84 to 1034 code for a protein of 316 amino acids. The record is from RefSeq and is a predicted model, not a curated record.
CGUCGUCUUCCACUGUAUGUAUCGGGGCUACUGACCCACCCCUUUAGCCUAAGCGGCGACCUAGGCGGUCUUCUUUCGGGAAAAUGAGGUCUAGUGUUUCGCUUUUCCGGACUCUGGGCAAGGGCUUGGGGCUGUGCGCAGAUGCCGCAAACAGCCGCUUGGCGCAGAAGGCCGUGCCAGCCCUUACGGCUACGAUGUCGAGCACCGCCUCCGAUGCCGAGCCCAGCAAGGCGGCACAUUACGCCGCUGCGCUUGGAGGCAUUCUUGCUGGCGUCUUUGGCGCGUCUUGCGUCGCGACGGCCAGCGAGGUUGCUGAUGGUCUUCACGCGCCUCAUUACCCAUGGCCCCACGAGGGUGUGCUAGAUUCGUAUGACCAUGCCGCUAUUCGCCGUGGCCACAAGGUUUACCAGGAGGUCUGUGCGGCGUGCCACUCCAUGCAGUACUUGCACUGGCGCCAGCUGGUGGGGGUGUGCUACACGGAGGAGGAGGCCAAGGCGCUUGCGGCGGAGACGGAGGUUGAGGACGGCCCCAACGACGAGGGCGAGAUGUUCACCCGGCCGGGACGCCUUUUCGACGCCUUCCCGUCGCCCUAUGCCAACGAGCAGGCGGCACGCUACGCCAACGGCGGCGCCUACCCGCCUGACCUGACCCUCGUUUCGGGUGGUCGCCACAACGGCCAAAACUACAUCUUCUCGCUUCUCACCGGAUAUCGGGACCCGCCGGCGGGCAUUUCGGUUCGUGAGGGUCUAUACUACAACCCCUACUUCCCCGGCGGCGCGAUUGCCAUGCCCAAGAUGUUGGUGGACGGUGGCGUGGAGUACGACGAUGGCACACCCGCAUCAGCCUCACAGCAGGCCAAGGACGUGGUCACAUUCCUGACAUGGAGCUGUUAUCCGUACCAGGACGAGAUGCGGGUCAUGGGCAUCAAGGCCUGCCUCAUGAUCACAAUCCUCAUUGGCUUUGCCGCCUACUCGAAGCGCCUUCGCUGGGCCCCAAUCAAGUCGCAGCGUAUUGUCAUGGACGUCGUCAACUAAAGGACGGCUACCCUCAGGAUGCACGUCGCCACUGAAAACCCGUGUAACUCGACUCGACUCGGCAGCGCAGCUUGUCUCUUGUGCUGUUGUACUAAGUGACGCUAAGGACGAGGAGAUGGCGACGUGUGUUGGCGGGCGGCAGGCGUCACGCACACGCGCACGCACCUCUCCAGGGGAGGCCCUGCUGGACUAUUGACUUCCUGGACCCUGUCGCCGGGAGGUGGGGUUGCAAGGAGGACGAAAGCCUGGUAACUCGGUGUGGGCCUCGCGAGUGCCCCAGCGGCUUUAGAUCCUUAAAGGAAGAGGUUAACAUCGUUCUGGAGGCUUCCCAGUCCCAACGGUUUACACAGCUUUUGUGUCUGUCUUGCUAUUCCUGCGCGGUUUAGUUGUUUUGACCUCAUGGUUUCCGGGAGUGAGCCCGGCACCACCAGGCAGGCGAGGAACACCGGCGCGGGUGCGGGUCGGUGUGCGAAAGUGCGGGACCAGCCAGCUCGUGGCAUCGCAGCAGAUGUCGGCGGACAAGCGUGGCGGAGCAUGCUAGAGGAGGUUAGGGCGGGCUAGAUGUGUUUGCUGGCAUGUCGUUUGCGGGUUUCAUGCGUAAAAUGGUGCUUUGUUGAGGCGGCAGUGGUGGCGGUGGUGGGUUGCGUUGGUGGUGAAGUCGGCGCCGGCGCGCUUGCCAGGAGGAGGGCGAAGGAAGGGGUAUCAGCCGCUCGGGGGAUCCGAGGAACCGAGACGGACGCAUUUGCCUUUUGAAAGUGUCGCCGCCGGGUGCUUCUAACAGGGACCGGUCUUGGCACGUCCUUGAGGUGGCCAAAAAAGGAAAAGGGCAUAUGAAGUGCUAAAAGCAAGGCGAGCGCCAGGAGGCAAGAGAUGAAGAUGGACUACAGACAACUGUGGAGGUGCUUGUGCGUGCACGUUUUAAGCCAUGAUUCACGAAGCGCGCAUAUGGCUGUCCAACUCUGUUGGGAUUGUAAAUGUCCUCCAAGCCGGAUUCUCGCCGGAGGUUCUGGUAGCUGCCCGGCGCUAGCGGGGGAAUUGCGUCCUGGGCUUUGGGCUCGGUGACAUGCCUUGGGCUCUGUACGACGGUUUAGGACGGGGGGAUGGCACAUUAUUGCGUCCUUAGGCUUAUCAACCUGGCGAAUGGUGGUGUUUCUUUUAGUGUUGGGGCAAACGUGUGUGUUCUAAAGACCGACGUAGAUGGUCGAUCAUGUGUUUAGCGGCUUGUUCUGAUUUUACGGCAUGUUCCAUACCGUGUAAAAAAACAUGAUUGGGC